AUGUUGGCACUGGAGUGGCUACGAGCUUCCACAAGCUCGCUACUCAGAUCGUUUCACCUGAAGGGCCACUACCAGAAUCAGACCUGCGCUGAUACCACCAAGCUGCGUCGUGCCGGCUCCACCCUCCGUUUCCGUGGCGUCGAGGAAGGUGUUAAGGAGUAUAUGGCAUGGCUUGAGGACAAGGAAGUUAUGAUCAAGUCUUCCCCCAUCUCUCACGCCAAGAAAAACUCGGCAUGA
Messenger RNA from Penicillium salamii, 237 nucleotides. Lineage: Eukaryota; Fungi; Ascomycota; Eurotiomycetes; Eurotiales; Aspergillaceae. The record is from the annotation of a GenBank genome assembly.